Diospyros lotus (date-plum) is the source of this 684-nucleotide messenger RNA. Its product is annotated as protein SENESCENCE-ASSOCIATED GENE 21, mitochondrial-like. Bases 94 to 408 code for a protein of 104 amino acids. The record is from RefSeq and is a predicted model, not a curated record. The transcript has 2 exons. Gene Ontology annotation, biological process: response to stress. Gene Ontology annotation, cellular component: mitochondrion. Lineage: Eukaryota; Viridiplantae; Streptophyta; Magnoliopsida; Ericales; Ebenaceae.
UCCCAACCGAACCCAUCUUCCCAAGCUUUCCAGAACACAGAGAGAGGCUGGGAUUCGGGCGCGAUUUCUCAUCUCUCUCUGUUUCAAACGAAUAUGGCUUGCUCAAUCUCGUCCAAGGCUAAGCUUCUCUCUGCUUUUGUCGCUGAUGGGCUCUCUCUCGCUGCAAGCAGGCGCGGAUACGCGGCAGCGGCGUCAUCACGGGGUGUUGUAACGGGUUCCGUAAGAGGGGCCGCCGGCGCCGGACGUGGGGGCGUGAUGGCGAAGAAAGGAGGAGAGGAGACAGCAAAGACUUCGUCCUGGGUUCCAGAUCCGGUCACCGGCUACUAUAGGCCGGAGAAUCACGCAAACGAGAUCGACGUGGCUGAGUUGCGCAACAUGCUCUUGAAGAACAACAUCAGACGCCACUGACGACGGAGUAGUCAUUGGAAGAUCAGAAACUAUGAAAACAACCAGCGGCGGCGUGGUCGCCGGAAUAUGGUCAGUGAAGGUGUUGCUUGCUAGGAAAGUUGGGGUCUCGCUCACGGCGAAUCCCAACAAUUUCUUUCUACUAGUAGGCGCCUCUGCCAUUUGGCAGGGGCGGUCGGUUCUUAAUAGUGCUGUUAGUUUCCUAGUCUUACUGUUACGUUAUCUCAAUCAAUGGCAGACUCUUUCACUUAAAACUACAAAUUCAUAGCAUUAUUAUUA